UUCUUAUGCACUCCAGCACCCCUAUCAGCUCCUUGUUCUCCUUCACCAGCCCUGCAGUGAAAAGGCUGCUGGGCUGGAAACAAGGAGAUGAAGAGGAAAAGUGGGCAGAAAAAGCUGUUGAUUCCUUAGUGAAGAAGUUAAAGAAGAAAAAAGGUGCCAUGGAAGAACUGGAAAGGGCUCUGAGCUGCCCGGGUCAGCCCAGUAAAUGUGUCACGAUCCCACGUUCCUUGGAUGGGCGACUGCAGGUGUCUCACCGCAAGGGGCUUCCCCACGUAAUAUACUGCAGAGUGUGGCGCUGGCCUGAUUUACAGUCUCACCAUGAGUUGAAACCACUGGAAUGUUGUGAGUUCCCAUUUGGCUCAAAACAGAAAGAAGUGUGCAUUAACCCCUACCAUUACCGGCGGGUGGAAACCCCAGUCCUACCUCCUGUACUCGUUCCAAGACACAGUGAGUUUAACCCUCACCUCAGCCUUCUUGCCAAGUUUCGAAACACUUCUCUGCACAGCGAGCCGCUGAUGCCGCACAAUGCCACCUAUCCUGAUUCUUUCCAGCAUCCUCCAUGCACCCCUUUUCCAUCAUCACCCAGCCACAUGUUCUCCCAGUCGCCUAACAGCAUCAGCUACCCCAACUCACCAGGAAGCUCUUCUGGACCAGGAAGUCCCUAUCAGCUCACGGUGGAAACUCCACCCCCACCUUACCAUGCAAGAGAUCCUCCAGGAAACCACAAUGGGCGGUCAAUGGAUGCAAUAGCUGAAAGUCAACUAGUGCUGUCUUUGCCCAAUGGAGGUAAAUCUGCCGAUGGAGAAGCUGCAAACUUUCGGCCUGUUUGCUAUGAGGAACCCCAACAUUGGUGCUCAGUUGCCUACUAUGAACUCAACAACCGGGUAGGGGAGACUUUCCAGGCUUCUUCUCGAAGUAUCCUUAUAGACGGAUUUACAGAUCCCUCAAAUAACAAAAACAGGUUCUGCCUAGGACUGCUCUCAAAUGUAAACCGCAACUCUACUAUAGAAAACACCAGGAGACACAUAGGAAAAGGUGUUCAUCUUUACUACGUCGGUGGGGAAGUUUAUGCUGAAUGUGUCAGUGACAGCAGUAUUUUUGUGCAAAGCCGCAACUGUAACUACCAGCAUGGUUUCCACCCAGCCACUGUCUGCAAGAUCCCCAGUGGCUGCAGCCUCAAGAUCUUCAACAACCAGCUCUUUGCCCAGCUGCUUGCCCAGUCAGUCAAUCAUGGUUUUGAAGUGGUGUAUGAGCUGACCAAGAUGUGUACUAUUCGAAUGAGCUUUGUUAAAGGCUGGGGAGCAGAGUAUCAUCGCCAGGAUGUUACAAGCACACCCUGCUGGAUUGAGAUCCACCUGCAUGGACCGUUGCAAUGGCUGGAUAAGGUGCUGACACAGAUGGGCUCACCUCAUAACCCCAUCUCCUCAGUCUCUUAAGGAUCAUCUCUAGAAUUCCCUUAGGGUGGAUGCUAUUGCAGGCAGUGGCUUAUAGGAUUUCCAGUGAACAGAAGCUUCUAUAUGUAGAUGUAUGUAGAUGUAAAUAUAUCUAUACAUAGUCUACUCUCCUUUUUUUUUUUUCAUGCUACGUUUUGUGGUUUCUAGUUACUCUGAUGCCAGUACAAUAAGUUUAGAAAUUCAGGUAUAGCGUGUCUGUUCUCUAGUACAAAAUAAGCCAAAUUCCUGCAAAAGUGUCAAACAUUUCCUGUGAGCAUCUUCAUUCCCCAGCCAAGCCAGUAAACGGUGCGAAUUCUCAGCACUUUCAUGUGGAUUCAGAAACCUGGCUGUAGCUGUUCCUAGUAGGUGAAAUUCACCCCUCGGCAGGCAACCAAAGUCAGAUCUCUGCACCGUUUAUAUCCAUUUUACAUCCUAAUUUCAGGUCUAAAAGAGGACCUUAGGUGGUGCACAGGACUUAUGCAUAGAGAUGACUUUUAUCCAGUGAACUGAAGGACUAAACUGCAAUUCCAGUCUGUCUCCCUACUGCAAAGCAUGAUGGGACAACAGAUCCUCUGAGGAGCUGAGGCACCCCUGUCUCCCCUAGGAUUUGGCAGGAGGAGAGAGCCCUCGGGACACGUUCAGCACUGGAGCCUUAUCAGAGCAUUCUGGACACAUCCGAGUAGUCUGAUGCUGUUAACACAGUAGCGUACGGUACUGCUGCACUGAAAAGCAACAAGCUCCUAAGAAAAAAAAAAAGGAAAAUUUGAAAUAUAUGCCUAUAAGUUUAAAAACUAAUUAACUUCCAGUGCUUUUUUGCAAAGUACAUGCAUACUUGCAUAUGUAUCUGGCAUGUAAACUGAAUCCUAUCCAUUAUACAGUAUUGAUGUAGUUUGUUUUAAAGUUAGGACUGUCUGUAGUUAGACUACUGUGCUGAUAUCAAGGGUACGUCUAAAAGGGACUUGAACUGUGAUUCAGAAAAGGGAAAUGAAGUGUGCAUUGAAGAACCAAAUAAUUACUUUAUCAUUCAUUUUGGGAUAGUCUUUGUACUGGGAACAGGAAGCCUCACGCUCACAGGAUGCAAUGAGAAGGAGGUGGGAGUCAGCCACAUCCAUCCCCUGUGCUGGGCCGGUCCUCGGGAUCUGACUGCAACGCUCAGGUUUGACAGAGAGAGCUUCCCUGCCGGUCACUUCGUACAUCCCCAUGGAUGGUUCCUCAUCUUAGAUACAGGCUUCAUCAUUUGCAGUGCUUUUGCCUCGCCUGUAGAGGAUGGUGAGGCAGUGUAAGCCAUGAACAAGCAAAGAGUGAAUCU
Messenger RNA from Aptenodytes forsteri (emperor penguin), 2742 nucleotides. It is a transcript of the gene SMAD9, whose product is annotated as SMAD family member 9. The record is from RefSeq and is a predicted model, not a curated record. Lineage: Eukaryota; Metazoa; Chordata; Aves; Sphenisciformes; Spheniscidae. Gene Ontology annotation, molecular function: RNA polymerase II cis-regulatory region sequence-specific DNA binding; DNA-binding transcription factor activity, RNA polymerase II-specific; I-SMAD binding. Gene Ontology annotation, biological process: BMP signaling pathway; transforming growth factor beta receptor signaling pathway; cell differentiation. Gene Ontology annotation, cellular component: heteromeric SMAD protein complex. The transcript has 6 exons. Bases 6 to 1436 code for a protein of 476 amino acids.